UGGCACCAGAACUGACCGAAAAACCGGGCAAUGUCGCGGGCAGAGCAGAAGGAAAACGCGGAGCAGUCGACGCUGAGCUCGGAACACGAGCAAAACGGCGACUCGGUGAACCCGAGAGCGGUCUGUAACGCGUGCAAACGCUUGUACCGGGACCCGAAAAUCCUCCCCUGCCUGCACACCUUCUGCUCCGACUGUAUCGGCCAGCUGGAGCCGUUCUCGGUGUCUUCGCGCGGUCCGGAGGACGCGGACCGCCCCGCCGUCACCGUCACGGUGCUCUGUCCCGACUGUGACUCCGAGGUGGAAAUCCCUCCGUCGGGACCGGCCGGGCUGAGCACCGACCACCUGGCGCUGGACGACGUUUUCCUGGAGACCCUGGUGACGGACGGCCCGCUGGGGUGCGACCUGUGCGGCGAAGGAGGCGCAGAGAGCCGCUGCGAGGUCUGCUGCGUCAACCUGUGCGAGUUCUGCUGCCGGGCACACAGGCGGCAGAAGCGAACGGCGUCCCACUCCGUUCAGGGUCUGGCGGAGCUGAAGUCUCGUGGUCGUCUCUGCCGCCCCGUCCUCUGCUCCUUCCAUCCCGGCCAGGAGCUCCGGCUCUUCUGUCAGCCCUGCGACCUGCCCGUCUGCCUGGAGUGCGCCGCCGCGCUGCACCGCGACCACCGCUGCCGUCCCGCACGGGACGUCGUCGACCGCCACGGGGACCGCAUCCGAGAGCUGGUGGCCGUGCGCCUGCGACCUCGCCUGGAGCGCCUGGAGGAGUCUUUGCAGAAGGUGGAAGUAUCCCGGGAGGCUUUGCAGGCACGAGUGGAGGCGACGGCCAGCGAGGUGAGGGCGUUUGCGCGGGGCUACGCCAGCGCCGUGGAGGCCCACUGCCUGUCCCUGCUGCGUCGCCUGGAGGAGCUCCGCGUCCAACGCAGGAACCAGCUCCACCUGCAGAGGGCUCAGCUGCAGCAGGCUCUGGUGGACGUCCGAGGCGGCGUGGAGUUCGCGGAGAGACUGCUGAGCUGCGGGUCCGACGCCGAGAUCCUCAGCGCCAAGGGAGUGACCCUGAGAAGGCUGACCAGUCUGGCCGAGGGCACCUACGACCCCCAGCCGCCGACUGUCGCCCCCGACGACGGCAGCGGUAUCCGCUUCAUGCCCGCGGAGCCGGCAGGGGAGGUGGACGGCUACCCGGUGGUCGGGGUGAUCAACUCUAAGACGGUGGACCUCAGCAGGUGCACCAUUGAAGGGGAAGGUCUGCAGCAGGGCAGGGAGGGCCAGCAGGGCCGCUUCACCCUGGUGUGCCGGGACUCGGCUGGGGAGCAGAUGGAGCGGGGGGGCGAGCACGUCCUGGUCAGCGUCGUCCACGGGGAGAAGAAAAACUGCACGGUGGAGACCGCGGUGGUUGACAACAACGACGGAUCCUACAGCGUUUCAUACACGCCCGACGAGCCGGGAACCUACUCGGUGUGGGUUUGUGUCAAAGCGCAACAUGUCAAGGGUUCUCCGUUUCUUCUGAAUGUGAGGAGGAAGUUCAGGGGUCACGGCGGGACGUUUCACUGCUGCUCCUUCUGCUCCAGCGGAGGAGCCAAAGAGGCUCGCUGCGGCUGUCCAGGAACCAUGCCAGGAGGAUUUAAAGGCUGCGGCCACGGUCAUAAGGGACACCCCGGGAAGCCGCACUGGUCUUGCUGUGGAAGCACCGUGGAGCAGUCCGAGUGUUUGCCCCAGAGCGUGCUGGCUGCGGUCUCCCCCCGCGGCCACCUGCGAACCGUGGAGCUCUGAGGUGGCGCGGAGCCGACGCCCGUCGAUGACGACGCAAGUUGGUAGAUGGCAGCAGCCAACGGGUUGGAGCAGCGGGGGGAGUGAGGUGCAGGUUGCCGGUGUGGCUUUUGAGCAGAUUUGAAAAGGUCAGACAAGGAUAAGUGAAGCUCCAAAGACACGGUGACCGAGGCAGGUCACGUGGGUCUUGAACGUGCCCACCUCUGCCACACAUUCUGGUAACCGCUGGCCCGGCUGCGAUACAGUAGCCAGCAUGACAUAUAAGACAAACACCAGAGUGUGAGCUAAGAGCUCUCAAUCUGUUGUAAAGUGCCUAUAGAUUUUGUUUUUUUUUUUCUGUCCAAGCACUGCCUACCCACCACGACGUGGGGGAGACAGUAAAUGAAAGGCUUGGAUCACGGCAGCACGUGUGUUUCCUCCCGAAUCAAACGUUAAAAGCUUUGCUGAAGGGCAGCGGGCAGAGAGAGCUUCGCUUUUUCAUUGUUACGCUUUUCUCUCACCGGUCGGUCUCGAGUCGAUUUUUUUUUUUUUCUUUUUUAACCUGGAAGCUGCUGUCGAUUUCAACGGUGCUAAAAUCAAUUUUUUUUAUCUUAAAUGUAAAAAAAUGGAAACAUCAGGAAUCACCAGACUGUUGAACUUUAACUUAAUAUACAUAUAUUUUUUAAAAUCCUUAAGCCAAUGAAAAUGUAUUUUGAAACACAGUGCCUCAAAAACCGUUGUGAUGCCAAAAGAUGCGACCAAUAAUUCUUAUUAAUCUACACUGAUCUCUGUUCUCUGAAGAAAACAGAAGAAGGGCUGUGACACCAACAAGUCCUUCAUGGAUGGUAGAGUACAGGAAUUACUUAUUAUCAAGUAUAUACAAUUAAUUCUAUAACAUUAUAUUAUAAUUAGAUAAUAUUAAUUAUAUAAUAUAUUAUAAAUAAUUAGUAGUUCUGAAGUCAUUACUGGUACAAAAUAAUGGAGACAUAGGAGUGCCAUUAAAAAAAAGAAUAGAUCUGUGAAAGAAUCUGUGAAAUAUAACGAGAAACGAAAAAUAUAACGAGAAAUAAAAAGGGAAAGAAAUUGACUACCCAUGCUGGGCAGGAUGACCCGCCCAAGGUCAGCUGAUUGACAGCUUGGCCCUUCAAGGAAUAGCAAAAACGAUAAGGAACAGAAUAAGGAAAAAUAAUUAUUCUUUUAUAUUUUUUCAUUUCUCUUCAUAUUUCCACAUUUUUUUUUAUUUGCUCACCUCUUCUUUUAUUUAUCCCUCUUUGUAUUUCCACAUUUACUUUCCAAUGUUUUUACAGAUUUGUUCUUUUUUUUAUUUUUUAUUAUGGCACACCUCUGACUCCACAGAAAAUAGACCCCAGCAGAUAAAUCAGCAGGCAGAUGUUAUCAGCAAAUAUUCAGCACAUCGCGGAAACACCCUGAGAUUCUGAGUACGAUUAUUUAUUAUGUUACUUUAUGACGCUUACUAGAAGGUAUAUGUGUGCACACAUCGUUAUCCUAGUUGUUAUGGGUGCAAACUGAGUAAAUUAUGGGUUGAUUGGCAUUUUCCUAAUAAAUACCAAUAAUAACUGUAGUGUUAUUACUCCAUUAUUUCUUUAGCCUCACUUCGGGUAAUUACUUUUUUUUAAGAAUAAUUAAUGCAUAUUCCUUAGUAAAAAAACUUGGUAAUUAUUGUCUAUAGUAGUAUUAACUACAGGUACUUACUUUUUUUGUGCUAAUGUAAUAAUUACCAAAUAAUAAACAACUAUCCACCAAAAACUGUCAAUAAAUACUUUUUCCUGCACCUAAUAUAACGGGAUUUCAUUGUACUAACUACAGGUACAUAAAAAGAUAACAAUGAAUGCCCAUUAAAUACAACGCAUUGAUUAUAUUCCACUGAAGAGGUGAUGCCUAUACUGCGGUGCCAUACGGUGUCAACAAAAGUCAGGGCAAAUUCACAUCCCUGCUCUCUGUGAAUCCUACUACUUCUGCCGUCGUAUUCGAGAUGGGACUGUGCGUAUAAAAACCACAACAUCUGCCUCGUGCUGCCCGCGUGUCAAGGUUUAACGUGUAGCUCUUGGGUGCUCCAACGUUGUUCUGUGAAACAGCGAGGGGAACUCCGCACACACCGGGGUUUCCUUCAGCUUCAUCGGCAGCCCAACUCUGCCGUGCCGCUUGGUGAAGAGAGGCUUUAUCUGGGACACACUGUGACCUGUGGAAGGUGCGGCCAGCGUCCUCUUGGAACGCAACACAGUUGUUCCUCUCCGGAGCGGCGGCGUCGCAGCAGCAAACCUAAAACUCAUAACGAGCCACUUAAUGCCGUUUUGGAUUUUCUGUAUUCUGAAUAUGCCUUAUGGUGAGUGUGUUAAGAAAUAUAUAUCAUUUUUUCAUUUUUAGUUAAGAUCUGCUCAUUGUAAAGCUGAAUUGUAAAGGCGACCUAUACAAAUACUCAACACGAACACUGAUCUUUCUCAUUUGUGGUCGAACGUCUCCACAGCGACAGGGAACCUCUCCGACCCUGUGAGCUUGUGGCUGCUGUUCACAUUUUGAAACAUCUCCAUUUCACACUGACUGUACGUUCAUCUGUACGUGGAGGUCUUGAACCUUUUUCGGUUUUCACCGGGUUUUACUGCAGAUUAAUGCCUGUACAAUGAAAUAAACACACUCAUCUGUCGGUUUUGAAGUUCUGCUUCAUUUCUUGAUGGACCAACAGGAGCUUUUGUAAUGAAAUCAUGCUGCUGAUUUAGUAGGAAUUUAUCUUUUACGUCGAAGCCAGUAAAUAAUAUUAAUAUGACAUUUUUCCUCCAUUAUAACCUUGCGUUUCCAUGUGUACGGCA
Molecule: messenger RNA, 4562 nt
Organism: Xiphias gladius (swordfish)
Lineage: Eukaryota; Metazoa; Chordata; Actinopteri; Istiophoriformes; Xiphiidae
Gene: trim45
Product: tripartite motif containing 45
Exons: 8
Coding region: 31-1761 (576 amino acids)
Biological process (GO): positive regulation of DNA-templated transcription
Cellular component (GO): chromatin; nucleoplasm
Molecular function (GO): zinc ion binding; ubiquitin-protein transferase activity; protein binding
Source: RefSeq, a predicted model, not a curated record